This is a messenger RNA of Hevea brasiliensis (rubber tree), 784 nucleotides long. RefSeq lists its product as uncharacterized. The record is from RefSeq and is a predicted model, not a curated record. Gene Ontology annotation, molecular function: RNA binding. The transcript has 2 exons. NCBI's taxonomy places the organism in Eukaryota, Viridiplantae, Streptophyta, Magnoliopsida, Malpighiales, Euphorbiaceae. The coding region runs from base 61 to 594 and encodes 177 amino acids.
AAAAGUUGAAACCAAGCCUCUGCAGCCCAAAAAGCACAAAGGAAAGCUAAACGGAGGAGAAUGGCGCAGCAGCAGCAACAACAGCCAGUGCAGAAGAACACACUGUACGUAGGAGGAUUGGCAGAGGAAGUGAACGAAUCCAUUCUCCAUGCCGCUUUUAUCCCCUUCGGUGACAUUAAGGACGUCAAAACUCCUCUAGAUCAAGCCACCCAGAAGCACCGCUCCUUCGGCUUCGUUACUUUCCUCGAGAAAGAAGACGCCUCCGCCGCCAUGGAUAAUAUGGACGGUGCUGAGCUCUAUGGUAAAGUCCUCACCGUUAAUUAUGCCCUUCCCGAACGCAUUAAGGGUGGUGAACAGGGUUGGGCCGCCCAGCCUAUUUGGGCGGAUGCUGACACAUGGUUUGAACGGCAACGACAACAAGAGGAAAUGGAUCGAAUUCAGGCGGAGAACAGAGCUGCAAUGCAAGCUGCCGAUGAGUUGCAUAGAAAGAAAAUGGCACAGGAGCGAGAAGGAGAAAAGGAAGAUGAAAUGGAAAUCAAGGAUGACCCAAUGGAAAGGGCUGAAGCAGAAGUUUUGAAACAGAACAGCUCUUAGCUACUGCAGAAAGCAUAUGAUGAAAGAAAUGUUUACGUUCUUGGCAGAUGCAAAAUUGUUUUGGUUAAUUGUCUGUAACACUAAUGCAACUGGUUUGGUAGUCUGUCAUUUUUGUUGAUAUAUGUUUCCUACAUAGAUUCCCUGUGCUAUCCGGUGGAUCAAUUUCACAAGUGUUGCCCAUUGGAAUUUC